Solanum verrucosum is the source of this 974-nucleotide messenger RNA. RefSeq lists its product as uncharacterized. Bases 235 to 819 code for a protein of 194 amino acids. The transcript is spliced from 2 exons. The record is from RefSeq and is a predicted model, not a curated record. Lineage: Eukaryota; Viridiplantae; Streptophyta; Magnoliopsida; Solanales; Solanaceae.
GCAAGUAUAACUAUGCUAAAGAGUCGAAGUGGAUUGGGAUUUCAAUACGGUGAUGGAGCUAUAAUAGUUGAUGAUCCCAAAUUUUGGGAUGACUUCCUAAAGGUUGAUCCAAAUGCCAAAAACAUGAAUAAGAAAAAAUGGCCGAUGUUUGUGGAUUAGGAGGAAAUCUUUGGCAAGGAUAGAGCAACAGGGGAGUUUGCAGAAGGCCCAGUAGAUGCUGUUGAGGAAAUUCAAAUGAGUCAAUCCUCAGUACUGUUUAACGAUAUGAGUUUGGGAUUUCCUAUUGAUCUUGAUGGCGAUGAAGAAGUUGGUUCUAGUCAUAGACCUAAUGUGACUACGGGAGAAGCUGGAAAUGCUACUGGAGCUACUACAUUUCCUGAAGCAUCUCAAAAUGAAAAUGCUGGAGCAUUUGAACCUGAAGAAGCUGGAUCUCAACAAACCAAUAAACAAGGUGAGUAUACCAAAAGGUCGUCUAAUGUCAAUGAAAAGGAGAAAUGCAAGAAAAGAAAAAAGAUCCUGGAGAAUGAUUCUGAGAUAUUUCUUAAGGGUAUGGUUGAGGUUAUAAAAAACUUUACUGACAGUCAAGACAAACGAAUGGGUUCCUUAAUUGACAAGAUUGGAAAUCGUGACCAAUCUGAUCUUCGUGAUCAAAUUUAUUCCAUCAUUGAAUUCCCUAUAUUUGACUUGUACUCCACAGAGCAACGCAUCAAAGCAACAAUGGUUCUUUGUGAUGACGUCAAAAAGAUGGAAUUAUUUAUACGCAUGGGUGAACUUGAGCGUCAAACUAUGAUGUUUAUGAUCAUCAAUGAUAAACUUUAAAGUAUGGUAGACUGCAAGAUAAGUGGAAAGUUCAUUUUGCUAGUUUUGCUUAAUUGAAGACCUUUAAAUAUUUGAGUGUAGUGUCACUUUCUGAUACCUCAAAUUAUGUCCUAUAUUGAAAAUGAUUGGCGUAAGACGGACACGAGGACCAUAGC